Vanessa tameamea is the source of this 4994-nucleotide messenger RNA. It is a transcript of the gene GABA-B-R3, whose product is annotated as gamma-aminobutyric acid type B receptor subunit 2. Gene Ontology annotation, cellular component: G protein-coupled receptor heterodimeric complex; membrane. Gene Ontology annotation, biological process: gamma-aminobutyric acid signaling pathway; G protein-coupled receptor signaling pathway. NCBI's taxonomy places the organism in Eukaryota, Metazoa, Arthropoda, Insecta, Lepidoptera, Nymphalidae. The record is from RefSeq and is a predicted model, not a curated record. The transcript is spliced from 17 exons. Bases 227 to 4351 code for a protein of 1374 amino acids. Gene Ontology annotation, molecular function: G protein-coupled GABA receptor activity.
AUCCGUAGCGAAUGCUACGUCAGCGCUACGCUCAAAUUGGUAAACUUCGGUUAAGUUUACUGUGACGGAAUUUAGUUUUAUUAUUUAUUUGUUAUUAAAAAAUAUAAAAAAAUCUAGAUAUAGUUUUGUGUAUAUAAAAUGUGAUGUUUUUAUAUAGACAUAAAAAUGUGACUCGUUUCGUUCGUGUUGAAUAAUAUGCGUAGUCGACGCUGACUGCCGGCCUGGUAUGAGGGGUCCACGUCGGCCGACCUACCUCUGUUCACCCCUUCGCGAGCCCACCUUUAACACAACCCUCUUUAUCCUCACCCUCCUCCUAAUCCUUCUAAUUUUACCAAUUUCUCAUACACAAAUGACUAAUCAAAAUGAUCUUAAAUUGAACGAUGCUAUCAAUAAAAUACGAGAUGAAAAAAAUAAUCUAACUGAUGACCCUAAUUUAAAUAAACAUAACGCACUUCAAGAAGCAACACUUUAUAGAUCUUUGAAAAAUGACAUGAAUACAUUGAGUUACCAAUCUCUAUUGAAUAGAUUUAGAAGAAAAGAUACUAUUAGAGCAAUUAAUAAGAGAAAUUACAAGAGCACAAGUAAGGAACUUUUAAAUAUAACUUUAAACAGUCCAAUAAAUGAUUUACUACCAAAUAUAUCUAUUUUAGAUAAAGAUAUUAAAACUAAAAUAAAUCAUAUAGAUAAUAAUGAAAUAGAUCAUUUGAUUACCACAAAAGUAACAAAUAGAAAUGCAACGAAAGAUCAUAUCGAUAUCAAAAGGACAACAUUGAGAGAAAUUAGACAAAACAGACGAAUCGGUUACACGAAAGAAGAAACGAUGGGAAAACUAAAAAUUGACGAAGAAACACGAUCAAAAUUAUUCCACGAUUAUUCAACAACACUUAACAGAAGUAGAAGUGAUACAAAGGAACUUGUUCUCAACCUCAACACUGAUUCAGAUACGCCAAGUGAAUUAUUGGAUAAAAAAUUUAAAGUCGAAGUUACAAAACAGCCCUCAGAACGAGAUUUAUUUACAAGAGUUAAUGACUCAUUAGUCCCUCCCGCUAACCUUACCGAUCCUUUAAUUAAGAACUUUACAAAAUCAACAAAGCCCAGUUCCGAUGAUGAUGACCAAAGAAACACAAGUCGUAUCGUCUCAAUCCUGGGACUUUUCGAGCUGUCGGUCGGUGACCAUCCAAGAGCGGACGGGAUGUCGGAACUGGCGGCUGCAAAACUAGCCGUGGACCAUGUUAAUAGAAGAUCAUUGCUGCCUGGGUACAAACUUCAUCUGAUAACCAACGAUACUAAGUGCGACCCAGGUGUAGGCGUGGAUCGAUUCUUCCACGCUCUCUAUACAGAAAGGCAAUCGAGACUCGUGAUGCUCCUCGGAACUGCCUGUUCUGAAGUCACCGAGAGCAUCGCUAAAAUUGUACCAUAUUGGAACAUUGUUCAGGUAUCCUUCGGUUCGACAUCACCAGCGCUUAGCGACCGUUCCGAGUUCCCAUUAUUUUGCAGGACAGUUGCACCUGACUCCUCACACAAUCCCGCGAGAAUAGCUUUUAUAAGACAAUUUGGAUGGGACACUGUAACUGCUUUCUCCCAAAACGAGGAAGUGUACUCCUUGGCCGUGAAUGAACUUGUGACCCAGUUAGAAGCCGCUAAUAUCACUUGUGCAGCCUCAAUUACAUUCGCUGAAACGGACUUCAAAGAACAGUUACAGCAACUCAAGAAACUAGAUACCAGGAUCAUUAUAGGAAGUUUUUCACAAGAAAUGUUACCGAAAAUAUUUUGUGAGGCCUACCAACUUGGCAUGUUUGGAGCGGAGUACGCGUGGUUGGUAGCUGGCGCGCCGCCGCGGAUUCGGGGCGUUGCACCGUGCGCGCGAGUUCAGCUUGCCAGAGCACUAGAAGGACUAGUCUCUGUUACUGCACACAGGGGGAUCGUUGGUGAUAUUGUGUCCUAUUCUGGACUUACAAACGAAAAGUUCCACCGGGACAUGCAAGGCUUCGGGGUGCCCAUAUCUCCUUAUGCCCCGCAUACCUACGAUGCGGUGUGGGCGAUUGCUUUAGCCCUGAGCCGAGCUCAACAGCUCUGGCAAAGCUCUGAAACAAACACGACCAAACUGGACCUGGAACACUUCGACUACGAUAGGAAAGACAUGGCAGAGGAAUUCUUAAAUCAACUGGCGAAUCUAAGUUUUCUAGGCGUUUCGGGUCCAGUAUCUUUUAACGGAGCGGACAGGAUAGGCAUGUCUGCAUUCUACCAAAUACAAGGUGGUCGUCCGAAAACAGUUGCCCUAUACACGCAUGGUCGAGAAAUGACAUGCCCAGAAUGUGCUAGACCACAAUGGGCAGGUGGUAUUCCAGCUGCGAGAAGAGUUCUGGUCUUACGAGUGGAUUCUGUGUGGGCGCCCGCGAGGCUGGCAGUCGCGGCCAUGUCAGCUGCUGGUGUUGCUCUCGCGUUGGCAUUCUUGGCAUUCAACUUGCAUUACAGCAAACGAAGAUUUAUAAAACUUUCAUCGCCCCGGUUAAACAACAUGACUCUAAUAGGUUGCGUGUUGGUGUACACGGCCGUUGCACUUUUGGGCGUCGACAACGCAAUCUUACCUACGUACAUUCCAUUUUCUGCCAUGUGUACUGGCAGAGUUUAUAUUCUCUCGGCUGGAUUUUCACUCGCAUUUGGAUCAAUGUUUGCGAAGACGUACCGAGUUCAUCGAAUAUUUAUAAGCAAUCGAAGCGGAGUGUGUAAAACCAAACUCCUACAAGAUACUCCACUUAUAUCUCUGGUGUGUGCUCUACUCGUGAUUGACGGAUUGAUAGUUACUUUGUGGGCUAUCCUAGAUCCGAUGGAAAGACAUCUAAAGAAUCUGACCGUUGAAAUAAGCUCUACCGAUCGAAGCGUAGUUUAUCAACCCCAGAUAGAAGUCUGCAAAUCACAAAAUACAACCGGUUGGCUUUGUGCACUCUACGCCUACAAGGGUCUCCUUCUUAUCGUUGGUGUAUAUAUGGCCUGGGAGACCAGAAACGUGGAAAUAUCAGCUUUGAAUGAUUCCAAAUAUAUUGGCAUUAGCGUCUAUUCUGUAGUCAUCACGAGUGCAAGUGUUGUAGUUAUCGGAACUAUAAUUUCAGAGAGGGCUACAUUGGCUUACAUAACGAUCACAAGUUUGAUCCUGAUAGCCACUACGUCCACUCUCUGCCUUCUAUUUUUGCCGAAAAUUAUUGCAAUAAGAAGUAAAGCCGAAGAUGAUCCUGUUAUUCAAAGUAUGGGACUCAGAUUGGAGUGUAAAACUAGACGGUUCGUGACUGACGAAACUCGAGAACUACACUUUCGUAUCGAAAUACAAAAUAAAGUUUAUAAAAGAGAAGUUGCCGCUUUAGAUCGUGAAAUAGGGAGGCUGGAAAAGUUAUUAGCCGAACCUUUAGACGUGGGCUCUAAUGCUUCAGUUGUUUUACAUAAACGAACGGAACUUAAUACAGUUGAAGAAGAAGGUCGUCCCCCCGAUUCGAACCAAAGGACUCCUAGCAUCAGUGGUGGUUUGCCAAUGCUCCUUCUUUCCGUCCUACCGCCCGUCAUACCUCGCGCAAGUUGGCCAUCCGCCGAAGCGUGCAGAGGUAGGAAUUCUGUCAGCUUCAGUUCCCAACCCAAACUAAAUUAUAGAAAAUCGCAACCCGCGAUCGACUUGUACAACCUCUGUCUAAACAGACGGGAAGAAAAUCAUGGUUUUCUAAGUAGAUUAAAAAGUUUUUUUGGUAGUAGAUCGUCAAGCAGAAAGGAAUCGACAAUUUCUAUAGCGGACCCUACCGGUCAAAGUAUCGCCGCUGCUUUAAAAUUGCACGUGGGAAUGAUCGCCGGACUGGUGCCAGGUAAUAGAAAGCACUCGAUGGUUCUGUCUUGUAACACAUUACAUGUCCCUCAUCCAGAAAUGAAAUUGCGAAGGGAAUCCUAUGCGAGAAGUGGUCCAAUAAUUCGAAUAACUGACGAUGAACCGACGUGUUCGAAAUAUGUUUCGGAAAAAAGCAUAUCAUCUGGUACGCAUAAAUAUGUUGCAGAACCGGAAACUAAAGUCAAUUUCGUGUUGCCAACGAUGCAUAAAAGGCCCAUGUCUCAACAAAGUUCCUGCGAGAGGAUAAAGGGUUCCCCGAGAUUUCCCCAUCGAAUAGCACCAACGGCUACCAGUUUAAUAGCCUUACAUAGUAAGAGGAAAACGAGCGCAGACAGCGUGUUUCAUAUAUCAGAUGGUGGCUUUGACGAGCAUCGAAGGUAUAGCCAUCAGAAUGUUAGCAACCAAGAAUACAAAGGAAACACGGCACUGGAAAGCCGAUGGAGGUCCACAGAAGACGCGAGACCGGGACCAUUAACAGGGAAUUGAUAUUUAGGGGUAAGAAAUAAUGUGCCAAACGUUUUCGUUUUCAUAGGUUUUUAUCGUGUAGCAUCAGUCACUGUAGUAUGUAUUCCGUAACAAUAUGACCAUUGUUAUUCCAAGACUUUGAUAUGGUAUCAAAUCAUCAACGUAUCUCUAAUAUUACAAGUAGCUCUUUAUAUCUGUAGUAAGUGUAAUUGAUAACGUAUAGUGCUUUCAUUUUAAAAUCAUGAAUAUCGUGAAACUGUGAGAAAUAACACCAAAAAUAUAGAUAUAGAUAUGAUUAGAGUCGUAGUUGCGAAAAUAAUUCGUUCAUUAUGAUUGUGUUACAGUUUGUUAAUAUAUGAACCAGACGAAUACAACCUAAUACUUUUCUAAAAACGAGUUUUAUGAGAAUUAUUAUAAUAGAUAGAACUUAUAGCUAUAGUUUUAGCUUAUAGAAGUUUCGGUGUUUUAUUUGAACCCCAACACGUGUUGUAUUUUGUAGGGUAGUCUCGUAUUUUAUGUGCCUUGAUAAACAAGUUGAGAUUUAAAUCACCUGAUAAUAUUUAAGUUGUGGUCAUCUAUGGUAAUGCAAGCUACGUUUAAUAUAACUUUCGAAGCUUAUAUCAAUGGACAGCUUGGAACCCUUACUUUAUCUGAUGAAGAGAAA